Messenger RNA from Coregonus clupeaformis (lake whitefish), 1238 nucleotides. Its product is annotated as polycomb complex protein BMI-1-like. The record is from RefSeq and is a predicted model, not a curated record. Gene Ontology annotation, biological process: negative regulation of transcription by RNA polymerase II. Gene Ontology annotation, cellular component: PRC1 complex. NCBI's taxonomy places the organism in Eukaryota, Metazoa, Chordata, Actinopteri, Salmoniformes, Salmonidae. Gene Ontology annotation, molecular function: metal ion binding; promoter-specific chromatin binding.
AUGAGAUGAAACGAAGGCGGGACUUCUACACAAACCAGGAAAACCAACACCUGGAGCCAGGAGAAGUGGUGGAGGAGCCAACUAUUAUUGCAGAAGAUGAAAUCAUCAGUCUCUCCAUUCAGUUCCAUGAGAAGAAUAAAAGUGACACACAACCUGUGGAUACAGAAGGAGACAAUACCAACAGCAAGCGCUUCUUGCAAUGCCCGGCAGCCAUGACAGUCCUGCACUUAGCCAAGUUCCUGCGUAGCAAGAUGGACAUUCCAAACACCUUACGGAUUGAAGUGCUGUACGCUGAUGAGCCCUUAAAGGACUACUACACGCUGAUGGAUAUUGCCUACAUGUAUUCUUGGCGACGUAAUGGCCCCCUCCCCCUGCAGUACUGGGUCAAGCCCACCCGGAAGCGUCGAAGGCUGUCCCAGGGUGCCGCCCAGGCCCACUCCGACAGUGUCAACACUAGCCCCACCUCUGAGAGCGACUCCCACAGUGACAAGGCCCUGAGCCCGGCCGGUCAGGCCCCCAAAGCCUCCACCCUGCCCAGCCCUGCCCUCCGAGGCCAACCCUCUACCCUUCAGAGCCCCAGCGGUACCACAGGACCCAAUGGCACUCAACGGCUCCCUCUAGCCUCCAAGUCAGGGAGCAACGCCCGCAAGGUGAACGUCAACGGCAAAAGCAAUGGAGCGGCGACUGAGACUAGGGGAGGGGACAAAGGGGCUGUACCACCCCCAACCUAAAUCUGAUACAUCCCAGAAACAGGGAGAGUGGAAUGGAAUUGCCCCAAAAUGUCAGAGAGUAGCCCCUCAAUGGACAAAUGGGACAGACAAGGAGAAAGUCUGCCAAGAGAGUACUGAGGGAGAGGGCGAUUGUGAUCAGCAAAAAGACUGUCAAGUGCAGCCAAAUAGACAUUUCAUUUCAAUGUGUGUGCGUGUGUGACUGUGUGUUAGAGUAAAACAUACAUACAAAAUGUACAGUAUGUAUCCAAUGUGAGCAUUCGUGCCUACAUGGUCAUGUAUAUAGAGUAUCUUUUAUACAGGAUAUUGUAAUUGUUUUGUAACUGUAUAAUAUGCAGUCGGUUCUCCGAUUCCUUCCCCCAAGUCUUCAGAAUUAAUUUGGCUCUAAAUAUAAAUUGACAAAAUGCUGAAUGGCAUUGCAAUGCGAAUGUCUAUCUAUAUAGAUAUAUAUAGUACCAGUCAAAAGUUUGGACACACCUACUCAAGGGUUUUUCUUAAUUUUUACGUUGU